UUUAAUCAUUAAUUAAUAAUUGUACAUGGACGCUAUCUUCAUUGCAGCUGCCCUUCCAUAGAACUAAGAUAAGAUUAAUCUUAUGACGCUUAAAACUACAUUUGACGAGGUCAUGACGAAAAUCAGCGGAAAUGAUUGUAAAUAAAAAUGACUGCGAACGUUGUUUUGUCAUCCGAAGUUCGUCAUUCUGGUAUUUUAAAUGUAAUCGGUUUGAAAGGAAGUUCGUUAUGAGUUGUUUUUCUUUUGACAAUCUUGUUUGAUUGGAGCUUAUUCAAGAGCAGUUCGUACUCAAAUGAAUAUUGGAUCGUGUUUGGUGGAUACAAGAAGAUUUGAUAAAAUCUAUACACCCUCACAAAAAUCUCUUUUUGAAAGACGAAGUUUGUUGUGUCUUUGGUGGUUUUUCAGUUUUUGACAUCAUCCAUCAAUGUUAAAUCCAUUGGAGAGUUUAUCUCUUGCAUUACAAAUGUGGUGAUUAUUUGAAGUUCACAAUUGUUCGUUAUAUUGCGUGAACUUCACGGUUUCCCUGAAAGUCUUUUAAAAGAAGUGUUUUCUUUUUUGACAUUAUUUGAAUGCUGUCACCCUAAAGUGGAUUAUGAUUUGUGGUGUCUAAUGAUUUUCAAAUCGUAGACGUUUGCGUGGCUGCGCUUAUUUUUUGUCGGUCUUUGAUUUAUUAAGCAGGAAAUCAGAACAACUUCGAUUUGUUUUCGCAAGAGAAGGAGAAAUUCUAGUUUAUUUUAUGGUCUAUUAUAAUUGACCUCGUUAAUGUUUUUUUAUUUGACAAUGGGAAAUAGUAUAGCUAAGAAUAAUAACUUGAAUGGCAGCCAUAAAGUGCCAAGUGUCAUCACAUCCCGUGAAAAUGAUGCAUUUGUCGAACUGCAACAGCAACUGUUGGAGAAAGAUGAGCUUUUGACAAAGAAGGAUAAAGAACUGGACAAAUUGCAUUGUAUGCUGUUGAUGAAAGAGGAAGAAAACACAAAAUUGUCUAAACGUAUUCAUGAAUUUGAGUGCGUUGUGGCGCAGACUUCUUCAACGCUUAAGAUGGAUGAAUCGCGUCAAAUUCAAAAGGAAAAGUUAUCAUUUUUAGGAAGAAGUUCCUUGAAAUGGAAACGACUAGCUGUGAGUGGAGAGAGCAGUUCAAACAUUCGUCGACAGGAAUCUAAUCUAGAGUUACAGACAAUCACAAAAGAUUCGAGUUGUCGGCAUCUUAUCCGUAAAGCAAUCUAUGCUAACGAUUUCCUUAAGAAUCUGGAGAAGUUUCAAGUUCGUGAAAUCGUCAGCUGUAUGUAUCCUAAGAAAUAUAACAAGGAUAGCUUCAUUAUAAAGGAAGGUGAAACUGGUGAUGCCCUCUUUGUUCUCUCAGAUGGCACUCUUGAAGUGAGCAAGGAUGGUAAUGUUCUUUGUGAAAUGUCAAGUGGAACGGUGUUUGGAGAACUGGCAAUUUUGUACAAUUGUAAACGAACGGCUUCUGUUAGAGCCAAAGAACAUUCUAGACUGUGGGUUAUAGAUCGUUCUGUUUUCAAAGUCAUCAUGAUGCGUACUGGUAUUACAAGACUUAAAGAACAUCGUAAAUUUCUUAAAAGUGUGUCAUUGCUCAGCAAGUUGCCAGAAGAAAAACUCACAAAGAUGGUCGAUGUUUUACAAGAAGAAAUUUAUGAUGAAGGAACAGUGUUAAUUCGUGAAGGAGAAAGUGGUAACACAUUUUUUAUUAUCAUUGAAGGCAUGGUUAAAGUAACGCAGACUGUAAACAAUUCUUCUGUUCCUCAACUUGUUCGAACACUUAAGAAAGGAGAUUAUUUUGGUGAAAGAGCGCUUCUCAGUGAAGACUGCCGGACGGCAAACGUUAUCGCUUGCGCCAAAGGAGUCUCGUGCUUGGUUUUGGAACGAAAUGCAUUUAAAGAACUGAUCGGUGAUUUAAAUGAGCUAAAGAUUAAAGAUUAUGGUGAUGAGCAGCGAGGAGCAAUAAGGUUUGCUAUAUCGAGCGAGAACUUGGUUAAUAUGAGUAAUAUCUCAAGAAACACGCCUAGAUGUAUAGCAGAACACGAACUCAACGAUUUUACUGUAGUAACCACUCUUGGUAUCGGAGGAUUUGGACGUGUUGAGUUGGUUAAAAGCAAUAAAGAUAGAAGUACUUUUGCUAUGAAAUGUUUAAAGAAAAAGCAUAUCGUCGACACUAGACAACAAGAUCACACUUAUUCAGAGAAAAAUAUUCUUAUGGAAUGCACGAGUGCCUUUAUUGCAAAAUUGUACAAAACGUUCAAAGAUGAUAAAUACGUUUAUAUGCUGUUGGAGGUGUGCUUAGGGGGUGAACUAUGGACUUUACUACGGAAUAAGAAAAAAUUCGAUGAAAUUGCUGCAAGAUUUUACGUUGCUUCAAUGGUAGAAGCAUUUUCCUAUCUUCACGGUUGUGGAAUUGUUUACAGAGAUUUGAAACCAGAAAAUAUACUCCUUGACAACAACGGCUUUGCUAAACUGGUUGACUUUGGUUUUGCAAAAAAAAUUGGUUUUGGCGAUAAGACCUGGACAUUUUGUGGAACUCCGGAGUAUGUGGCACCUGAGAUUAUCUUGAAUAAGGGUCAUGAUUUUUCAGUUGAUUAUUGGUCUCUUGGUAUAUUUGUGUUCGAACUUCUAACUGGACAGCCACCAUUCACUAGCAAUGACGCCAUGAAAACCUAUAAAAUCAUCCUACGUGGUAUGGAUUGCUUAGAGUUUCCUCGUACCAUCAGUAAAAACUCCGUUCAACUCAUACGGAGACUGUGUCGAGACAUUCCCACAGAGAGGUUGGGAUAUCAAAAAAAUGGCCCAAAGGACAUCAAAAAACACAAAUGGUUUCAAGGUUUUCAUUGGCAAGGUCUGCUUGAUCAAACUAUUGAACCUCCACAUAAACCAAAGCUUUCUAGCAACGUUGAUACAUCAAAUUUUGAUAAGUAUCUCCCAGAAAAAGAUAUUCCUCCUGAUGAGUUCAGCGGAUGGGAUGAAUAUUUCUGAUUAAUAUUUUUAAAGAAUUUAUUUAUUCCUGUCAAUAGUACAUCUCUUUGCUCUUACACUUACCUUGAAAAACCCUGAUUCGUGAAAAAAUAUAACAUUUGAAUGAA
Xenia sp. Carnegie-2017 is the source of this 3092-nucleotide messenger RNA. Its product is annotated as cGMP-dependent protein kinase 1-like. Gene Ontology annotation, biological process: protein phosphorylation. The record is from RefSeq and is a predicted model, not a curated record. Bases 763 to 2985 code for a protein of 740 amino acids. NCBI's taxonomy places the organism in Eukaryota, Metazoa, Cnidaria, Anthozoa, Malacalcyonacea, Xeniidae. The transcript is spliced from 19 exons. Gene Ontology annotation, molecular function: ATP binding; cGMP-dependent protein kinase activity.